This is a messenger RNA of Doryrhamphus excisus (bluestripe pipefish), 9409 nucleotides long. Its product is annotated as vascular endothelial zinc finger 1. Lineage: Eukaryota; Metazoa; Chordata; Actinopteri; Syngnathiformes; Syngnathidae. The record is from RefSeq and is a predicted model, not a curated record. Gene Ontology annotation, cellular component: nucleus. Gene Ontology annotation, molecular function: DNA-binding transcription factor activity, RNA polymerase II-specific; sequence-specific DNA binding. Gene Ontology annotation, biological process: regulation of transcription by RNA polymerase II.
AAUGUCCAGCUUGCCGCUUUGUUGAGGAGUCCUGCUGGGUUUCCUGCAGAUUUUAUCAUAAGAGUUGCAAUGGAACCGAGCUGGAGUACGUUUUUAUUCCAACAGGCCAACGAGGCCCUCCAUCACCAGCAUCAAGUAGCCGCCAACAGCCUCUUGCCUUUGCUCAAUUCUGGAACGGAGCCACCUGAUCAAAAACCGGUGCUGCCCAUACCGUUGGAUCAGAAACCGCCGGUCAGCGCUGCAGAACUUCUCAAAGACAAUGUGGCCAGCGGGACCGGGGGAGGAGGUGGUGGCGGCGGCGGACCUCCACUGGCGGUGAUCAAAAAGGAACCUAAAUCAAAGACGCCCUUCAUUUGCGGCUACUGCAACAAGGCUUUCCGGGACAGCUACCACUUGCGGCGGCACGAGUCGUGCCACACCGGCAUUAAGAUGGUCUCGCGACCGAAGAAGACACAAAGCGCUCCCACCAUGGUGCCGCUCAUAGCCACGGUACCGCGCGAAAACAGCGGAAACUCUUCAUACAUAACUACUGUAGCCGGCAUCCUGACCACAGCCACCACGUCGACGGCAACGGGCACGAGCAUCAUGACUCCGAUGCAGCACCAACAGCAGCAGAGCAUCCCUAAGAAACCCUCCAAACCCGUGAAAAAGAAUCACGGAUGCGAUAUGUGCGGAAAGGCCUUCCGAGAUGUUUACCACCUCAACCGGCACAAGCUGUCGCACUCGGAUGAGAAGCCCUUCGAGUGUCCCAUCUGCCACCAGAGGUUCAAGAGGAAGGAUCGGAUGACGUAUCACGCGCGCUCCCAUGACGGCGGCGUCCACAAGCCUUACAUUUGUUCUGUAUGCGGGAAAGGAUUCUCCAGACCCGAUCACCUCAGCUGUCAUGUCAAGCAUGUCCAUUCCUCCGAGAGGCCUUUCAAGUGCCAAGUAACGGCUUGUACAUCUGCCUUCGCUACCAAAGACCGUCUCCGCUCUCACAUGAUCAGACAUGAAGGCAAAGUCACCUGUAACAUCUGUGGCAAAAUGCUCAGCGCAGCCUACAUCACAAGUCACCUCAAGACUCACGGCCAGGCCAGCUUCAGCAACCAUUGUAACAAAGGAAUAAGUGACUGGCAGUGGAACCACUCAGGGCCACGAAAAGGUGAGUUGACGGUAGGAGAGAUUUUAAAUAACUCCUUCCAAGUCCUAAUUGACAACUCUCAUAAAGAUGCCAACAACAUGCACAACAACUCGGCCGCGACGACGCCAGUGACCAACUCGGCGGCCAUCACCUCGGCUAUAAACCGAGGCGCCAACACCAGCAAUCCGGUCACCAUCGCCGCUCAGAUGAACAUCACCACCAGCACCGUCAACAUCACAAACCCGGUCAACCUGGGCCCGGUCAACCUGGCCUCGGUCAACAUCCCCACCACCGGCCACAUGAAUAUCGCCCACCCCGUGGCCAUUACCACCCCCAUGCCCAUGAAUAUCACCGGCCCGCUUAACAUUGCCAUGAGGCCCAUGGAGAGCAUGCCUUUUCUAUCCCAAGUUCUGCCAUCUUCGCCACCUUGGUAGAGAGGGUUUUUUUUUUCAUAGUAACUGCCUAAUAAUAAUAAUAAUAAUAAUAAUGUGUGUCAAAUACUAUCCAACCGUACCCCCACAUAGAUUAUCACCUGCAGAAGUCGUUGCUCAGGCGGUAGAGCGGUUCGAUCCUCCGUGGCCUGUUGAAGUACUUCUGAGCACAAAACCGCCCCCCCCCCUACUUCAAAGGCAGAAAAGCCCGUUUAUGUUGACAACCCGUCCAAGUCAUCCAAUCCUCAUCCAACCAACGAGCGCCUGCUUAAGUUGAGGUGGUCCCGGGAGCGAAUAAGUCGGAGAGGCGACCGGAAAGGAACUUGCCACUUCCCUAUCCGACCAAAAAGCAGCCAUUUAAACGAAGCACGCGUCUGUCGGUUUCCAAAACGCGAGUCGGACGAUCCGAGGGACGUCGACUUAAACGGGUUCCACUGCACACGUGCGUUCCCGUGUAGCAUUCAUCACAUUGAUGCAAAAAUAUUGAAUUUUUAAAAAGUAUUUCCUCCCAGAUCCUGAAUUUGCUUCAAGAAAACGAAAACUUCUCUAAUCCGGUGCUUCUCGACUGGGGGGGUCCAUCAUAACGCCCUAAAUUGCGGACAUUUUUCAACUCCAACUUCUAUUUAAAGACGGUUAGGCGGCUCCCAAGGCACUACAGUAAACCUCGGAUAUAUCGGAAAUUCGCUCACAACGGACAGAUAAAAAAAGAACCGAUUUUUCUGUAAUGCGUGACAAAAAAUAAAAUAAAAAAAUAAAAUAAAACCAUAUUAGGAAAGCAGGAAGUUGACAAAAAUUAAAUAAAAAUUAAAAAAUAAAAAAAAACAUAAAAAAAUAGACUUAAACUAUAUUAUGAAAGCAGGAAGUGAACAAAUAAAAGUAAAAGUACCAGAUGGAGGGGGUAGGAUUUAAUAAGCUUUAAGCUGUCAUUUCAACAUUAAACUUUGGUAUCAAGGUGGGGGGCCGCAAACUAGCGUCUCGCGGGCCGCAUUUGGCCCGCGGGCCACGAGUUUGAGACCCCUGCGUUAGAGCUUUUUUCUGUUUUCCUGGUGAGCUCAAUGACUUCUAUUUGUUUCUUACUCUGAACGUGAAGUAAUUCCGGAUCUGAAUAUCACUUUGCCAGUACUGUUGGGUGUUAAUCUGAGGUACAGUAAACCUCGGAUAUAUCGGACUCGGAUAUAUCGGAAAUUCGCUCACAACGGACAGAUAAAAAAGAAGCGAUUUUUCUGUAAUGCAUUUCCAAUAAAAAUUCAUUGCAUAUAUCGGAUUUUUUAUAACGGAUUUCGCCUAUUUCGGACAAAAUCUCCAGUCCCGUUCCAAUGCAUUUCCAUGAAAUUUCCCUGGCAUAUAUCGGAUGGCCGCAUCGUGGCGCUCCGAUUCGCCGAAUCGUGACGUCGCCGCUAUACGACGUCGUUUGCAGCGUUGCCUGCGCGUCCAGGUACAUUGGAAACAUAGUCAAGGAAGUGCCUUUUUAUAACGGAUAAAAUCCCAUUUACGCAUAUACCGGAUAUAAAUCCCAUAUAUGCGUAAAACACACAUUUUCCGGUAUACGCAUAUAACGGAUUUCGCUUAUAUCGAAAAACAAAACCAGUGGGAACAAUUGAAUCUGAUAUAUCCGAGGUUUACUGUAUUAUUAUUAUUAUUAUUAUUAUUAUUCCCCAGGAAAAAACCCGCGACCCACCAGUUGAGAACCCCUGCUGUAAUCCAUCAAAGGGACAACCUUGCGCUUAUUCAUGAUUCGUUCUGUUGACGUUCUAAUGCUCUAAUUGUCUCUUGGUUAUUUCUUUCAUUUAAGUUGAAGCAACCGUUUAUGCCAAAGAUUUUUACACAAGUAACACAGUAAGUAACACAGUAAGUAACACAGUAAGUAACAGUAAGUAACACAGUAAGUAACGCAGUUCCCUUGGAAUGAUAGAUUAAAAAAAAAUAGUGCAAACUUGACAUUGCGGUCUUAAAAGAGGCUCAAUAUUUGAUGAAUUUCAUAUUUUUUCCACGUUCAUUCCCCUGCGUUUUUCUCUCCCAUCAACGCCGAUGUUUUCGUUUUUAUCAGGCAGUUAUUAUCGGGCAUUGCCGGCGUCUCGUUUUGAGCCGCGUUACAUAAGGUGUGUCCUUUUUCACACAUCGUGAGAUUGUAAUCUAGUCGUCCGUGUGUCCGAGAAAGCGAGGCGGUGCGGUGCGUUCGAUGUCAAAAAUGUGACACCGAUUCCCGGGGUGCGUGACACAUGACACAUGCUUCCCGAUAAGAUUUUUUUUUACACUAUUUUUUUUUAGAGGACUAAUCAGUAUUUAAUAGUUGAUGCAUUUUACAGUUUAAGUGAAAAAAAAAACGACUUUCUUAGGAGGGUGGUUGUUAUAUUUUGGAUUUUGUUGAUGUUUCAGAAACUGGUAAGAUGUUCAAUCCAACUUCUCCAACCCUGGCUGGAAACUUGUCAUUGUUGGAUGCUCCACACUUUUUGUGAUUUUUUUUUUUUUUAAUUUCAAGUAUUUAUCUAAGAAGGUGACAGCAAGGAGGGAAAAAAAACAGUAUUAUGAAAUGUCAAAUAGAUUAUUGACUUGUUGUGUUUUUAACUGUAGAGAACAAUAUACAGUAUUUCCAUAGAAGGUCAUGGAUUGCUAUCAAGACCGGUCCAAAGUUGGUCGGAAUGUUUACGUGAUCCUGGUUACUGACAUUAGCGUAUUCCUUGACCUUUGUAAUAUUACAACACUUAUUUUUAUUGCCUUUCAACGACGGCAGUGCCACUGUGACGCAGGAACUAGCAUCCGCGCAAAAGAUAGCCCUUAUAUUUGUACCACAAAAAGAAAUACAACACUUGAAAGUAGUCAGUGUACAGCUGUGGAUAACUGCAGUACAGGUUUACCAUCCACUGAGAAUUUCUCUGCAUAUUAUUGCCAAAAUUAGGGGUAUAAUAUAUAUAUUGAUAGUGUAAACCUAGUAAAAACAAACUACCAAAAAACAAAAAAAAUAGUACUUGUGAAAAUAAACACAUAUAAAUCUCUCUAUUAUUGAUCUGAUUGAUCAAUAAUCAGAUCUGGAUUUGACAUUCACUGUGAAAUGCAGCCUUCCCGGGCUAUUUUUAGACACUAAUGUACUCGUUGGACAGUAAAACUAUACCGCUGUACAAGCUGUACGCUGACUAACUUCCAUCCGACGCUUCCUGAAAUGAGCGGCGUACAGUUGAUCCCCGCUUCUUCACCAGAAGAUGAUAAAAAAAAACUGCAGUAAUUAAUACACGGCACGAUGCUCCCGCUAGCCCGAUGUUCGCGUUCUCCAAUUUAGGAUCAACAUUUGCAUUAAGCCCAUCAGACAUGUAUUAAAGCCAUGCCCGGUACAAGUAAAUGUAUUUUUAUUUGGGACAAAUAUAACAACAACUGCUAAUACGAGUUCAUUUUUUUAGCAGUAUAACAUAAAAACGUAUGUUAUUUUGGUUAUUCUCAAACUAUAGAAGUUGCUACAUAUUAGCUCCUAUUAUUAUCGCUAUAUCUCUCCAUACAAAAGUACCUUUAGUUGUAUCGGGCAUUAAAAUGAAUCAGUGAACUGAAAAAACAAUGGCGGUCGAAUCGGACUGUAUUUAUAAUAUUUAAAAAUGCCGUAAUUAUACUGGUUUAUAACAUUUUUAGACUCAUUUUUGUCAUUUAUUUCAAUCAAAUGAACUGAAAAUCGAUUGCUAACUGUCGGUUAGCUAGUUACGAUUUAUUGUAUGAUCGUAGCUGUUUACGAGUUGAGAUAUUUACCUGUAAUAUUGUUUUGACAUCUCUUUAUACAAUAGAUUUAGACAUUUUUGCCUAAAAAUGUAAUGAUUUCAGGAGUUUUUCCACCAGCUGCUUAUAAUUAUCAGCCUAGUAGUUUCCAGGAAACUUGAUACAAAGGUCAAUUUCUGAUAACGUAAAUGAAGUUUCUCUACAUGAACGCAUUUAGUUCGCUUCCAAGAGAGAUUUUUUUUAGCAAUUUAUCAUUUUGACCGACUAGCAUUUAGCUUGUAGAGGGGAAAACCGUGAAUGCUGAAGAUGCGGGGAUACGCUGUACUCGCUCAUGUACUCAAUACUGCUUAUGCUGGCGACGUCGAUGAACACAACGCAUUGGAUUAAGUUUGUCACUUUUAAAAAAACAAGUAUGACUUGUGUGCGUAUGACUUGUGUGCGUAUGACUUAUGUAUGUAUGACUUAUGUAUGUAUGAUUGGUGUAUUUGGAAAAGCAAACCUAACCCUUAGAAUUGAUAUCGGACGUUUUGAGGUUCAUAGUUUUCAUGUCGAGAGAGGUUUUGUCGGAACACAUUUUUGUCGUUUUAGUGAUUUUUGAAGAAAAGGUCAGAGGUCGGAUCGCCUGGUACUUAGUCUGUGUUGUCUUCUAAUUUUGAACAAAUCACCUUUAACUGUUUGGAAUGAUGAUUAAUUUUUAUUAUUGUUUAAAUCCAUAGUGUGUAUGAUCGAGCGUAGACACGAAGGCCAAAGAGGAAUCGUUCAUUCAAGUUCAUUCUUUUGUUUUGGUUUUUUGCCGGGAAUGAGGGAUGGGUUUGUGCGUUUUUGUUCCUAGUACCCGAGGACUCGACUUGGACUUGAGUGAGUUUUGACGACUUUGGACUCGACUUGGACUUCAGUCUGUUAACUUGAAAACACUUGAGAUUUUUGAGCAAAAUGUUCAAAGUAUUCAACUUUUGUAUUUGUCCCAAAAAAAACAGCAAUUUGGAGAAAAAAACUUUUUUUUUUUUUUUUGCUAUUUUUGUAAAGUAAAAUUUUGGAAGAUGUUGUGAAUGCAAAUGAAUGUAUAUCUUUGUACAAACCGUUCAAACAGUUUUUGUUCCUAGUACCCGAGGACUCGACUUGAGUGAGUUUUGAUGACUUAGGACUCGACUUGGACUUCAGUCUGUUAACUUGAAAACACUUUUGAGCAAAAUGUUCAAAGUAUUCAACUUUUUUAUUUGUCCAAAAAAUACAAAACAAAGCAAUUUGGAGAAAUAAAGUUAAACUUUUUUUUUUUUUUUUGCUAUUUUUGUAAAGUAAAAUUUUGGAAUAUGUUGUGAAUGCAAAUGAAUGUAUAUCUUUGUACAAACCAUUCAAACCGUUUUUGUUCCUAGUACCCGAGGACUCGACUUGAGUGAGUUUUGACGACUUUGGACUCGACUUGGACUUCAGUCUGUUAACUUGAAAACACUUGAGAUUCUGAGCAAAAUGUUCAAAGUAUUCAACUUUUAUAUUUGUCCAAUUUCACGACGUUGUCGCCAUUUGGGAAACACUAACAGCGCUCAAAUUUCAAACCUAUGACUUUGCACAUGACCCCCAUCCGGCUUGGCUUAAGACUUGACUUGACUUGCAAAAGACGGACGUUGUGCCCACCUCUUUGCCGAGUGAUAGCGGUCUACCAUACUGGUCUCUCAUGAUUCUUUAGUUUUUGUUUCUUGUCAGCUUCUUUUGUCAUCCAACCUGUUAAAACACAAAAGGUCCACCAUCGAAUCCGGGUAAGAACAGUCCAGAAUUUUUAUGGUAGUUUAUUGUAACGGAGAAAGAAUGUAAAAAAAAUUUUGUAUUUGAGGAAAAUAAGUUUUUGAUUCCAAAACGAUGUUUCUUGUAGUUGGUCACCGGGUUUUGCGCACGUGAAUACCGGCCUCAAAUCGUAACGUUAGCCAGCAUUUGGUCUCACGGCGUUGAUGUCAAAAAACUCAGUUCGGAAUCGAUCAGGUGUUCAUUCUAGAAAAGGGAACCUUUUCACCCGUGCAGUUCUUGCUAGCGGUGCUGCCAACUCCUUUGGCAUCAUUCACUCUAAUGAUGCCUGGCUUGUCUUUGUGGUCUUUUAACGCUUCUGUGAUUGGGGAGGUUCCAUUUAUUUCACAUUAUGAGUUGAAUAUUAGGUGGAGUUUUUUUAUUUUUAUUGGAAAGGAAUAGAAAUAGGAUUACUUUAUGUGCCAUGUAAACACAAAGCCAGCCUGUUGGGUUCAAAGUUCUUACUGGUUGGUAGGGGAUCAGAUUUUUUUCCCCUUCCAUAAACAAUUCUGGACUGGUCAUAUGGUGAUGAGGGGAAAUACUGUAUUUGUUUCAAGGUGAGGACUUAAGUAGGCCAACAUGGCGUCCGCAUUUUUGCUGGAAACGCUCGAUUGAAAUAAUCUAAGCUGUUUUAUUUCUAAUGUUGCAUGUGGACGACCGAGCUCGUGCAUCGUAGGUUUGAGUUGAAGAACAUUUUUUUUUGUUAGAACGAUAGAGAUUUUAUGAAAAGAAAACACUAAAAAAAAAAAAAAGAAAUAAAAAUAAAAACUAGAGUAAACGAUGCAUGUGCUGUCAUACGUAUGUCCUUCUCUAGUGGCCGUAAAACGAGUGUGCCUGAAAGACUUUGCAAGACUUUUCCACUUUGAUGCUUCCUCCUCGAGAUGCGUUAUGUGAUGAAAGAUGAAAAUAUACUGUGAAGGAAUUUUUUUUUUUUUUUUUUUUUUUUAUGGCUGCAGACAUCUUACUGACAACCAAACUAUGGCAUUAGCAUUGUAUGUGUUAUGAAAUGUCUUCUGAUUGUGAGUCACAGUUUUUUAGUAACUGUGUCAUGUAGUUUUUUUUUUAUUGAUAAUAGGAAAAUACAUGAAAAAAAAAAAACAAAGCAAUUUGGAGAAAUAAAAUUAAUUUUUUUUUUUGCUAUUUUUGUGAAGUAAAAUUUUGGAAGAUGUUGUGAAUGCAAAUGAAUGUAUAUCUUUGUACAAACCGUUCAAAUCAGAGGACUUGUUAGUUAGUUAUGAUAGACACAUGCGAGAAAAAAAUAAUCUUUUUAUUAAAAAAAAAAACAACCUUUUGUAUUAGAUCAUUAACAAUGGUAAGUUUUGUAUAUAUAUGAAGGCUAGGCUUUCUGAUUAGCAGAAAGUUAAAACAUUCCUACAUUUUUUUAAAUGUAUGUUCAUGGAGAGUAACUAUGUCAACAUGCACAAUGUUUUAUGUGCCUUUUAUUUGGGUUUGUCUAAAUAAAAGAAAACAGUAAAACAUGAUUGUCAACUGGUGGUGUUCAUUUGGACGUUUUGGGUUGACGGUUGAAAUAUUCCAGUCGUUUAAAAGUCACAUGAUCGGUGUUUCUUUAUUGAUAGAGCCGUAUUUGAUUAAAUACGCUUUAUAAAUACGCUUUAUAAAUAAUUCCAUGUACUUGUAUUCAUGUUACAGGGCAGACGCAUCAAAUAUGGCGGCGACGUUGAUGUACGAUGCGGGAUCUGUCCGUGGACUCAAUGGGCCUUUCAUUCAGGAAGGAUGACACCAACAUAGCGGAUGUCACCCAGGGCUUCAAUUUAUCAACAAAGGUAAAUUUACAUCUCGAGAAAACAUCAUCACACCACAUAAUAACCUUAAAAAAAAAAACAUGAAAAAAACAAAAUGGCUGCAGCUACGAGUACCUGUGGGGAUUGGUGUUGUAUUUUUCAGUGGGGUAACUUUUGUAUUUCUGUUGUUGGAUGAGGUGUACUAAACACCCUGUUUAGUGUUUGGGUGUGUAGUUGCCACGCCUUCCUAUAUGAAAUCAUAUGUACAGUACAAAUAAUACACACUUGAUUGAAAAAAAAUGGCAAAAAAUUUGCACUUUUGGAUCAUUUUAAGCUUCUAAGUCGAGCUUCAAAAUACAAAAAGAAAAUAUAUUUUUUUGUGCAUUAAAGUGAAUUUCGACCCUAAAAGCACAAAUCUUGGCAAAAUGCAAAUUCAAUAUAAUUUACAAUCAGGUAUUCCCACUGUCACGAUCUUGUGAGUCUUGCGCAACAAUAGUUGUGCUAUGUGAGUGCCGACAAAACAAAGCAGAAACCCCCCAAAAAUGUGAGCGACCUCGAGCCUCGAGGAUGGGAUUGGACGCAGGACCGAGUGAUGACGGUCGUUACCGGUGCUGAGUGGAGUCCAGUAAAAAAAAAAAACAAAA